This is a messenger RNA of Oncorhynchus kisutch (coho salmon), 2839 nucleotides long. RefSeq lists its product as uncharacterized. The transcript is spliced from 8 exons. Gene Ontology annotation, cellular component: nucleus. Gene Ontology annotation, molecular function: protein methyltransferase activity. The record is from RefSeq and is a predicted model, not a curated record. The coding region runs from base 235 to 2613 and encodes 792 amino acids. Lineage: Eukaryota; Metazoa; Chordata; Actinopteri; Salmoniformes; Salmonidae. Gene Ontology annotation, biological process: protein methylation.
UACAAAGUGUGGGAGAGACUGAGCCUGUAGAGAGUGCUGGCUGUACCAUUAGUAGAGACUGAGCCUGUAGAGAGUGCUGGCUGUACCAUUAGUAGAGACUGAGCCUGUAGAGAGUGCUGGCUGUACCAUUAGUAGAGACUGAGCCUGUAGAGAGUGCUGGCUGUACCAUUAGUAGCUAACUUGUCAUUGCAACAUCAGUGCAGUUGAUGUAAAAUAAUCGUAUUUCAGAUUUUUAUGGAUCCUUUAGGCACAAAUCACAAAGAUGAGAAGGACACUGCUUUCAUUACAGUAGAGGAUGAGAAAGAUGAUAGCGAGACAACAGUGAUAGACGGUGAGGAGGAAUCAGAUGACAAAGCCAAGGAGACUGAACCCCAGCAGCAGAAGGAGCAGGCCUGGGCCCCCACUACCUACUCCAAGUUUGGUAAAGAGGUGUUUUGCUACGUAGGAGAGGAGAUCAGCAUCUUUGAGGCCUUGGACUCUUACGGUGCUGUCACCUGGCCAGCGGCGUUGGCUCUGUGUCACUACCUAGAGACCAACGUUGAGCAGUUGAACCUGGUGGACAAGGCAGUGCUGGAGCUAGGAGCAGGUCCUGGCCUAGUGUCUAUUGUAGCCACACUCCUAGGUGCCUGGGUCACAGCUACAGACCUACCAGAGAUCAUAGGUAACCUGAGAGCCAACCUGCUCCGUAACACAAGAGGGCGCUGUAGGAACACUCCCCAAGCUGCAGCUCUGUCCUGGGGUCCUGACGUGGAACGCAUCUACCCCAGAUCUGUCUAUCGCUAUGACUACGUGCUGGCGGCUGACGUGGUGUAUCACCAUGACUACUUGGAAGAGCUGCUGUUCACCAUGAGAUACUUCUGCCGUCCAGGAACCACUCUGAUCUGGGCCAACAAGGUCCGCCUCAAGACAGACCUGAGCUUCACAGAGAACUUCCAGAACACCUUCAACACCACACUGCUGGCUGAGAUUGGAGAAGUAAACAUAUUAAUGGGCACGUGUCGAGAAACAGAGGAGAAACCAGAGCUAGACCCAGGAAAACAACAGGAAGAGGAGGAGGAACCAGAGCUAGACCCAGGAAAACAACAGGAAGAGGGGAAGGAACCAGAGUUGGACCCAGGAAAACAACAGGAAGAGGAGGAGGAGGAACCAGAGCUGGACCCAGGAAAACAACAGGAAGAGGAAGAACCAGAGCUAGUCCCAGGAAAACAACAGGAAGAGGAGGAGGAACCAGAGCUAGACCCAGGAAAACAACAGGAAGAGGAGGAGGAACCAGAGCUGGACUCAGGAAAACUACAGGAAGAGGAGGAACCACAGCUGGACCCAGGAAAACAACAGGAAGAGGAGGAGGAACCAGAGCUGGACUCAGGAAAACUACAGGAAGAGGAGGAACCACAGCUGGACCCAGGAAAACAACAGGAAGAGGAGGAGGAACCAGAGCUGGUCCCAGGAAAACAACAGGAAGAGGAGGAGGAAGAACAUGUCUGUUUACAGGUGGGGGAAAAUGGUUUAGAGGAAAAGGAGGAAGAGUUUGAAGCAGAUCAAACAACUGAGAAUGAGGAAGAAGACGAGACGCAGAAGGAGGGACUGAAAGAGGAGAACAAGGACAGAGAAAACCAGGUAGACUCUCAGGUUUGCAGAGACGACGAAGAGCAGCAAAAUUCUGCUGGCUCACGUUCUACCUCCGAAUCAGAGCUUGAGGGUCUUGAGGAGGCAGACACUCAGGACUCAAAUGUCCAACGGGAGGAGAGACCAGUCUGGGUCGAACAGAUUGUUGUGGAGGCAGAUAAAAGGUCAGAGGAACAAGACAACAGUUUGGAGGAGGAAGCUGAUGCAGCUGAUGGCAGUAGCCAAGCAUGGGAGAAACAGACGUUGGAACAUAGUGAUGAAGGAUAUGGGGAUGAUGAUGAUGCAGAAAACACUAACUCCCGCUGUAGCACCGAAGCGACUGACGAAGACAUCGAGGAGCUGGACACCAAGGAUACAGGAGAUGCCCAGCUGGAUAAUACCCACGUCCCCUGGAUACGACUGGACAGAGAGGUCUACUUCUAUGCUGGGCACAAAAUCAACAUCGUCGAGGCAAUGGACUCCCAUGGCGGAGUGAUAUGGCCAGCAGCGUUGGCUCUAUGUAACUACCUGGAGACCAAUACUGAUGUGAUAGAUCUGAAAGGAAAGCAGGUUUUGGAACUGGGAUCAGGGACAGGAUUAGUGUCUAUCGUCGCCAGUCUACUGGGUGCCCAGGUGACAGCCACCGACCUCCCAGACGUCCUUAGCAAUCUGAGAUACAACUUGCUCCGAAACACCAGAGGGCGCUCUAAAUAUACACCUGAGGUGACAGCUCUGUCCUGGGGUCCUGAGGUGGAACGCACUUACCCACGAUCCGUGUAUCGCUAUGACUACGUGCUGGCGGCUGACGUGGUGUAUCACCAUGACUUAGAGGAGCUGUUGGUUACCAUGAAAUACUUCUGUCGUCCAGGAAACACUCUGAUCUGGGCCAACAAGGUCCGCCUCAAGACAAACCUGGUAUUCACUGAAGACUUCAAGAACACAUUCAACACCACCCUGCUGGCUGAGAUGGGAGAGGUUAAGAUCUUCAAGGCCACAUGUAAAAGGUAGGAAUUAUGGAAAGAAGGAUGAGGAACUACUGUCGACAUCCUGCCGACUGUAACCAAGACUCUUUUCUUCUUCCUCUGAGAAAUGCUUGAAGACAGAAGGCCAUCUUGGCUAAUGAUAAUGGACGUUGAUGGACGACUGAUGUUGUUGUUGAUGUUUGUUCUACUUUCUACUUAGUUGUUACACACGUACUUAGAUAGUUGAUAUUAAUAUUAAAAUGUAUGCACUU